Messenger RNA from Lontra canadensis (Northern American river otter), 2355 nucleotides. It is a transcript of the gene ACOXL, whose product is annotated as acyl-CoA oxidase like. The transcript is spliced from 19 exons. Gene Ontology annotation, biological process: lipid homeostasis; fatty acid beta-oxidation using acyl-CoA oxidase. Gene Ontology annotation, molecular function: FAD binding; fatty acid binding; acyl-CoA oxidase activity. Gene Ontology annotation, cellular component: peroxisome. The record is from RefSeq and is a predicted model, not a curated record. The coding region runs from base 1 to 1980 and encodes 659 amino acids. Lineage: Eukaryota; Metazoa; Chordata; Mammalia; Carnivora; Mustelidae.
AUGGAGCUGGCUUCGCCUUCAGGAAUCGGGGGCACGUCCCUGAACCGCUACCUGGACGGCGAGUUCUGGAGCCUUAAGAAAGAGCUCCACAGGCUCCUGGGCGGCUGCCCGCUCUUCCGCCACAGGUAUGAUUUAAAUCUGGAUGAAAUAAGAGCUUUGACGUUUCAGAGAGUGAAGUUUGUCAUGGGUCUACCUGUGUUAAAACGUGCGAUUCAGGACCAGGCAGAGAAAACAAAGAAUUUUGUCAGUCGGAGCCUGGUCAUAGGAGAAGUCCUCUCCAUAGCAGACAUGGCCACAGGAGUAAAGUGUGGAAUAAUUUAUUGGCUAUUUGGUGGUGCAGUCAGGAACCUUGGAAGCCCAGGACAUGUCACUAAGUGGCUUCAGCCCCUCCAGGAGCAGAAAUACACUGGGAUGUUUGCAAUGACCGAGAGGGGCCACGGGAGCAACGUGAGAGGGAUCCAGACUGAAGCCACCUUUGACCUCUCGGCGCAGGAGUUUGUGAUCGACACGCCAUGUGAAAAUGCUGAGAAGAUGUACAUUGGAAAUGCGAUGUAUGGGAAUUAUGCCGCUGUCUUUGCUCAGCUCAUCAUAAACGGAAGAUCGCAAGGGCCCCACUGUUUCAUUGUUCCUGUCCGUGAUGAGAAUGGAAGCUUGUACCCCGGAGUGACAGCUAUUGAUAUGAUGUACAAGGAAGGUCUGCAUGGUGUGGAUAAUGGGAUUUUAAUAUUUCACAAGGUUCGGAUACCAAGGGAGAACCUGCUGGAUAAGUUUGGUUCUGUGGCUCCAGAUGGGCAGUACCAUUCCCCUAUUAAGAACAAGAGUGCAAGAUUCAAUGCAAUGCUGGCAGCGCUGACCCCUUCAAGAUUAGCUGUGACUUUCCAAGCUCUGGGUGCCAUGAAGCUUGGGUUGACGAUAGCCAUUCGCUACAGCCACAGCCGGAGGCAGUUUGGGCCUAAGGCCAAGGAAGAAGUAAAGAUCAUUGAGCACCAAACCCAGACCCUUCGGCUGAUGCCUCAUCUGGCCACAGCCUUGGCCUUGACCUUCGUCAGCAGGUAUGCCGGAUUCCUCCUGGACGAGGACCUCUUCCAUGGGAAGGAGCUUGUGGACAGUCGCCCACUGCAGGCGCUGGUGGCGGGGCUGAAGGCCUACAGUACCUGGGAGAACGUCAGCUGCCUGCAGGACUGCCGCGAGUGCACAGGAGGCAUGGGUUACAUGAUGGAAAACCGAAUCUCAGGCCUAAAAUGCGACACAGAUGUGUUUGUGACUUUUGAAGGUGACAAUGUUGUUAUGCUGCAGGUUGUGGUGCGGGCACUGCUGGCUCAGUACAGCAAACAGCAUAAAGAGAAGCCACUGGUCAGCUGCCUCCGAAACUGGGCGGAGUCUGGGAGGGACAAGCUGAGAACCAGCUUCCUGGCAUUUAACAUGGACACAGUUGAUAAUCUCGCUUUUCUAUUGAAAGCAGUGAAUUUUCGUGAAAGAGUUCUUCAGCGGAGUUUGGUGGCCAGAAUUUAUUAUAAGGUGAUGACCAAGAAAGAGGACUUUUUCAGUGCCUGGAACGCGUGUCUUCACCACGUUGCCUGCCUGUCUCUGGCACACAUCCACAGAGUUACGUUAGAGCAGUUCUGCCUGGCGGUGAGGAGCUGUCCUGGCCGAGAGGACCAGGCCUUGUUCAUGAAGUUUUGUCUGUUAUAUGGAACCAAGCUGGUGUUCCAGGAGCGAGCCUGGUAUCUAGAACAUAAAUAUUUGACUCCCAUGGCCAGCACGAAGAUUAGGAAUCAGUUGCUGGAUUUGUGCGACUCGGUGAAGGAUGAUGCCCUGAGGGUGAUCUCUGCCUUUAACAUUCCACACACCUCCCUCCACGCACCAAUCGCAGGAAUCACCAAUGCGCAGGCCGCCUGGGCCUUCUACCCGGCACCGCUGCAACCCGAGCCCCGAGAAGGGGCGCGCUUUCAGCCGCCCAAGCUGGGAGCCAAGUUAUAGCGGGCGUGGUGCGAAGGGUGGCGGCUCGCUCGCAGCUGCCACGACACUAGCUUCUCUGACGCCUGAACUGGGGCCAAGGCCGGCCUAGCAUGAGCUGGGCCUCGGCCCUCGGGGAUUUGGGGCGCAGAGCAGGGUAGGCUGGCUAGGUGCGAUGGGCUGUUGGGAUAGGGAGCCAGGCGGCAGCCCGGAACACGGGGCUUUAUUAUGUAACCCCGCCGGUCCGCAGCACCCUCUCCCAGCUUCCGAGCCCGAUCUCCCUAGACACUGGUCUCCCCUGUGAAUGCGCCCUACAGCCAGCUGCCGCCAAAGGUCUCCCGUGGUCAGCGGCGACUCAGAUUUACAGUAAUUUGGAAAACGCAAUGGCGUUGCGUGAAA